Molecule: messenger RNA, 1238 nt
Organism: Olea europaea var. sylvestris
Lineage: Eukaryota; Viridiplantae; Streptophyta; Magnoliopsida; Lamiales; Oleaceae
Product: stem-specific protein TSJT1-like
Exons: 4
Coding region: 221-979 (252 amino acids)
Source: RefSeq, a predicted model, not a curated record
AUUACGCGGGAAUCUUUUACGGCCAUGCGGACUAGCGAUUCAUCUAGACCACACGAGUUAUUUAUACACUCUCGAAACUGUCAACAUCAUCCAUCUUCAUAACUUUCUGCAAUUUUACAUAAAAAAAACCGCAUUAUAUUCUUGGAAAUUCUGUGAAUUGCGACUGAAAAUAAAAGUUCUUUUUGUUGGAAUUCUUGGAAAAGAGAGUAGAAAUUCAAGGAUGCUUGCAGUGUUUGAUAAAGCAGUGGCAAAGGGCCCUGAAGCCUUGAAGAAUUUAGACACGGAUUCUGCUCAAUUUUCGGCACCGAAAGAUGGGUCUUUCAUCAAAUAUUUCAAUUCUGUUCAACCAGAUUCUGUGUCAUUGAAUUUUGGUUCAUCUGGUUUCAUUGCCUACUCUUCUCACAAGAAGAACCCACUUCUUCCUAGGCUUUUCUCUGUCGUGGAUGACAUUUUCUGCCUGUUCCAAGGGCAUAUUGAGAACAUAGCUCCCCUGAAGCAGCAGUAUGGGUUGACAAAGACAGCUAAUGAAGUUAGCGUUGUAAUAGAGGCUUACCGAACCCUACGGGACAGAGGUCCUUAUCCUGCUAACCAUGUUGUGCGAGACAUCAAUGGGAAGUUUGCGUUCAUAUUGUAUGACAACACCUCCAAGUCUGUAUUCGCUGCUGUGCAGGAUGCUGAUGGGACCGUGCCUUUCUUUUGGGGAAUGGAUUCUGACAAUAGUCUUGUUCUCUCUGAUGAUGAAGUGGUCGUGAAGAAGGCGUGCGGGAAAUCCUUCGCACCGUUUCCAAAAGGUUGCUUUUUUACAUCUUCAGGUGGCUUGAGAAGCUUUGAAUUUCCCCAGAAAGAAUUGAAGGCGACACCAUGGGUUGAUAGUCUAGGGGAGGUCUGCGGUUCUAUUUUCAUGGUUGAUGAGCAUUCCAGAAAGGAAACUGGAAUGCCAAGGGUUGGAAGUGCUUCAAAUUGGUCAACUCAAUUCUAAUAGAACACAUUUGUUGAGGUGGAAAGGUUCUAUUCUGUGGAUUCAUGCUAUAGUUGCUUAUAUUUUUCCUAUUCUAUUAUCUUGAAAGUGACAUAGUUGAUAUUCCCCAUUCAGUAUAAUUGUGAGUAGAAAGAUGGAUGCAAGUUUAUGCAUAUAGCAUGCACACGUUGCUUCGCAUCAGUUGUACCAUUGAACAAACAACAAUGCUUUUCGUCAAAUUACUAUAAAUGGUUUUGUCAGUUUUGGCGGUGUUAUGAAA